CUAGCCGACAACGCUUACUUGCCCGUGUGGCUCAAGGACCAUGUCAUACAAAACGGAGCGACAACGUAUAUGUGCCAAGCUGAGCAACAGGAUUACCAAUGCGGCUAUUUUGCUUGUGCUCACUACUAUGCUCGCUGCGGCACACGGCGGCAAGGUCACGCAAGGAGCAGCAGAAGAAGAAGGCGGGCAGCGGACGGGCGGUCGUUGUCGCUCUGUUCAGUCCUUACCUGUCGUCUACCUACUUUGACUUCGUCUUCAAGUAUCAGUUCUUCGGUGUUGGAUGCAACGGCAACGAGGUCACCGCCUGCUACAGCGCAUUUGACGACGCGGAGUUAUGCAACAUAAGCCAAAACCUGAUGAGGUUGGACCCCGACGCCCUAAUUAACGCCGUGUUUGGAUUCAGCGGCCAGCAGUGCCCUGUGGCCCUUCAAGGCUACUCACUCGGCGUGACUUCGACCGUGUCGUGCGGCAUCUCCAUGGUUGGGCAAGCCUGCUGAACCGCUGCAUCAUCAUUAGGACCAUCCAGCAGGGGAGGACUGGGACGUUGUCGUGCAUAUGCACGAGCACGCUUGCGUGCAGGGGAGGUGCGUCAAUGCAGCCUGGUUGCGUGAAUGCAGCCUCUCCCAAAUUGGUCGGGCUGGCCCGAUGAUGGCCAUACAUGCGCGUGCGCGUGUACGGUAUGCGUCUGUUUUUGUGAUGAGCAGUAACGGGGGGGAUCAACUCCUGGAUGGAAUGUCCGUUUGUUCAUGAUUGGGUUGGCAUCAUAUGUCGCAUCACGGGCGGCGGGAGAGCUUUUAACAACCUGCACAGCAUGUGCGGCGUGAGGUGAUGCGUUUGCUUGUUAUUGUAAUGUCACUGGGCAGCUCGGAUGGAGGUAGCGAGGAGGUUUGCUGUGUGUAUGUGUGAUUAUUGGGUGUGUUGGUUACAAGAUGGUGCGCAUGCUUUUCUUGCGGGGGGCUAGCUGUGCCCAUGGCCCGAGUGGUCGGGGGGCCGACUGCGCACGCGGCGGAGGUAGGGGCCGGGCGGGAGACGGUACGGACAGGACCGCGUGUGAAGACUGCAUGGGCUGACCCGCCCGCGUCUGGCUGCUGCUGGCCGAGCGUAUCGUGUUAUUAUACAUAUUUACUGUGCCUUUUGGGCUGAGCCCCCCCAGCGAAGCGUUCCAGGGGGGGGCGAAGCCCCCCAGGAACACCCCUGUCCGUGGCUGCGUGGCUGCGUGCGUCGGCAAAACAUAGCAUACUGGCGCAAACCGCGACUGCUACGUAUUAGUAUUUGAUAAUGCCUAUUGCAUGUAAAUAGGUGGCAGGGAAAAUUCGGGCGGAGCGAGAAGUGCCUUCGCGGUCCAUGGACAAUUGACUUUCGCGAGGUCGCGAGGAAAGCAUCCGGUGCCCGCUGAUAUGCAGUCUCUAAGGCAAAAUAUGUUGGCGGCAAGCAAAGCGGGGAAGUAUAUCGAAAGUUCUGAGCGACUUGCUGAGCCAUGCCUGCCGACGCGCCAGAAUGCCGAGAAGCCCCGAGGUCGCCCCCGCCCCGCGCCCAGCCCUUUGAGCGUGGGGCGCCGGGGAGGUGUUGAGUAUGGCAGGAGGCGAAAGAAAUGCUUGGGGUGUUUGGGAGCGUGACAAGGCACGCAUGCGUGGCGCGGGAAAUCCCGCACGGCCCCAACCCGAGUGUCCCUAGCCGAUGCGCCUGCGCGUCGUAGCGGCAUGGAGGCUCUGACGGGGCGUUACACGCCUAAUAGCUCCCAAGCGUACGGGGGCUCAGCCCAUUUUCCGGCUGUACAAAGCUGACACCCCUUGUUUUUAUACGUGGCAGGUCAACUUUUUCGGGCUCAGCCCCGUUUCCCGUGACCGGGGAACACUUGUCGGAAUGAAGGCGCCCACGCUGGUAUCACCAGGUCAGGCUACAAGUCACCACUUUCCCAUCGGUUCCACCAUAUCCCCAUCAGCAUAAUGAUUGCGAUGCCUUGUGCACCUGCAUCCAUACAGCAUACAAAUGUAAAGAUUGGCUUCG
Molecule: messenger RNA, 2007 nt
Organism: Chlamydomonas reinhardtii
Lineage: Eukaryota; Viridiplantae; Chlorophyta; Chlorophyceae; Chlamydomonadales; Chlamydomonadaceae
Exons: 2
Coding region: 99-497 (132 amino acids)
Source: RefSeq, a predicted model, not a curated record